GAACUUGUGUUGGAACUAGAGAAAAAAAUAGAAGACUCUUCUAAGACGUGUGAAAAGAAAUCAGAUAUUGUUCUCUUGCUGAGCCAAAAGCAAGCACUGGAAGAACUUAAGCAAACUGUUCAGCAAUUAAGAUGCUCUGAGGCAAAAUUUGCAGCACAGAAAGAACUACUGGAACAAAAAGUGCAAGAGAAUGAUGGGAAAGAACCACCACCUGUAGUGAAUUAUGAAGAAGAUGCCAGAUCAGUCACUUCUAUGGACAAGAAGGACAAAGUCUCAAGAUUUGAUACUAUACGUCACUCCAUAGCUGGAAUUAUAAGGUCUCCAAAAUCCAUGUUGGGCUCAUCAUCAUUCUUUGAUGUAAUAUCAACCACAGAGAAACCGUUGGCAGAACAAGACUGGUAUCACGGUGCAAUUCCAAGAAUAGAAGCCCAGGAGCUGUUAAAACAGCAAGGAGACUUCUUGGUGCGAGAGAGCCACGGGAAACCUGGUGAAUAUGUCCUUUCUGUGUUUUCAGAUGGACAACGGAGACACUUUAUCAUACAAUAUGCUGAUAAUCAAUAUCGUUUUGAAGGAACUGGAUUUCCAACUAUUCCUCAGCUCAUAGAACAUCAUUAUACAACAAAGCAAGUUAUUACAAAGAAAUCCGGUGUUGUUCUGCUGAAUCCUGUUGUGAAGGAUAAGAAAUGGGUUCUCAAUCAUGAGGAUGUCACUCUGGGAGAAUUACUGGGCAAAGGUAAUUUUGGUGAGGUAUAUAAGGGAACGUUAAAGGAUAAGACACCUGUUGCUGUAAAAACCUGUAAAGAAGAUCUUCCUCAGGAACUGAAAAUCAAAUUUCUGUCAGAGGCCAGAAUACUCAAACAGUAUGACCAUCCUAAUAUUGUAAAACUCAUAGGAGUUUGCACACAAAGGCAACCUAUUUAUAUUGUUAUGGAACUUGUUCCAGGAGGCGAUUUCCUGUCCUUUUUAAGAAAAAAGAAGGAUGAGCUGAAGACCAAACAGUUAGUGAAAUUUUCAUUAGAUGCUGCUUCUGGUAUGGCGUACCUUGAAUCGAAAAAUUGUAUACACAGGGAUCUGGCUGCAAGGAACUGCUUGGUGGGUGAAAGCAACAUACUGAAAAUAAGUGAUUUUGGAAUGUCUCGUCAAGAGGAUGAUGGAGUGUAUUCAUCAUCAGGCUUAAAGCAGAUUCCUAUCAAAUGGACUGCCCCAGAAGCCCUCAACUACGGGAGAUACACAUCAGAGAGCGAUGUAUGGAGCUUUGGAAUCCUUCUGUGGGAGACAUUCAGUUUAGGAGUAUGCCCGUAUCCUGGAAUGACCAACCAGCAAGCACGAGAACAAGUUGAGAAAGGUUACCGAAUGUCAGCACCACAGAAAUGCCCAGAAGAAAUAUAUAAAAUAAUGCAGAGGUGCUGGGACUACCAUCCCGAGAACCGACCAAAAUUCAGUGAGAUUCAGAAAGAGCUAUCUUCAAUCAAAAAGAAAGUGACAUAGUGAUGUGCUAGUGCCAAACUCAAUAUGCGGGACUUGAUUUUCCAUUGACGUAUUUUUUCCCCUUAAACACUAUGCGUUUAUACAACAUUAUUUGCAAUAUUCAUUUAGGAUUACUUUAAAAUUAACUGGUUUUUAUAUACAUGUGUACCAUCUUGAAUUAUGUCUACACCUGCAUUAAAGACAUAUACUGCCAAAUGCUAUAUAUCCAAUCACAGUAAUAUUGUCAUUUAGGUUACAUGUAAAUAGGAAAGCAGAUACUGUAGAUUUAAGGAACUGUGGCUUUUAUGUGUUUUACAGCAAGUAACUGCUAAUUUUUCAGAGUUUUUCUACUUAACACAGUCUUCUCACUCUGCUGUCCCUGUCUCAGUUGUCAACACCAGCAGCUCUCUAACAUGGUGACUGUGUCAUGCAUGUUGGCCUUAAGACUGAAGACAGUUUUGACAAGUAUUUCAGCUAGAAAUUUUUGUAUUUUUCAAAUUCUAUCUGCAACUUAUUUUUUUUUUUAUGAUAGCUUGUUUCAAGGGUAAAGGUCAAUUAGAUUCUGGAUGUAAGUUUGCUUACCAAACAACAAAAUCCAGAAAUUUAUUCUGUAGAAAAUUGAGCUACAUGUUCAUUUCUUACCAUGCUAUAUUAAUUUCUUAGGACUUUUGAUAUUAUUUACCUAUGCCCUUUAGUCUACCCCUUUUUUUUCCUAUGAAGCCAUCAGAAUUCAGUAAUGUGUCUUCUUUAAUUACCUAUGUUUGUUUAAGAAACAAACAAAAUAACAGUCAUUGAGCACAUUCAUUGUUAAGAGAUACUGCAAAUCAUCUGUCUUCCAAAGAAUAGGUAAAAACAAUAGGCCAACAGAAAGAGGUUUGCUAACGAUAGCAGCAUUGUAAUAGGUGACCAAUAGCAUUGAUCUUAGAGGAGUUAAACAAUGUGAAUUUCUAGAUUUGCUUUUGAUCUGAAGUUUUUCCCUUAAAUUGGCAAUAACCCUCAGUGUGCUGUUGGAGCUUUUAAAAGGUUACACAAAAAAAAGCACAUUCCAUGCAUAGUGUUGAAGGGAAAACACUAUGUUUGUAUGGCAUGAGGAAUUAUCCAAGAAACCCAAAUAAGAACUUAUAUUUUAAGUCUGUGACAGGUGAAACGAAGCAGAGUAGAAAUACUCACCUUCUAAAUUUUUAAAAUCAUUACAAUCAGGUUUUAAAAGAUGGGGGAUAGACAAAUUGUAAAUGUCACCAAAAAUAAAGGAAACUUGUUAAAAAAAAAAAAAAAAAAAAAGGUAA
Molecule: messenger RNA, 2753 nt
Organism: Centrocercus urophasianus (Greater sage-grouse)
Lineage: Eukaryota; Metazoa; Chordata; Aves; Galliformes; Phasianidae
Gene: FER
Product: FER tyrosine kinase
Exons: 12
Biological process (GO): protein phosphorylation; chemotaxis; regulation of mast cell degranulation
Molecular function (GO): protein tyrosine kinase activity; ATP binding
Source: RefSeq, a predicted model, not a curated record